This is a messenger RNA of Diorhabda sublineata, 2431 nucleotides long. RefSeq names its product medium-chain specific acyl-CoA dehydrogenase, mitochondrial-like. The coding region runs from base 324 to 1583 and encodes 419 amino acids. Gene Ontology annotation, cellular component: mitochondrion. Gene Ontology annotation, biological process: fatty acid beta-oxidation; medium-chain fatty acid catabolic process. Gene Ontology annotation, molecular function: flavin adenine dinucleotide binding; medium-chain fatty acyl-CoA dehydrogenase activity. Lineage: Eukaryota; Metazoa; Arthropoda; Insecta; Coleoptera; Chrysomelidae. The record is from RefSeq and is a predicted model, not a curated record. The transcript is spliced from 8 exons.
AAUGUAGAACUGAAUCAAUUCACUGUCAAACGCACAGAUCACUAACCCGUUCGAAUUAAUAAUCUCUGCGUAAAAGGCGGUGGGUUCAAAGAGCAAAGGUUCAGUUACAAUUUUUGUUAUUCUGUAUAUUAUAUAUUUAAUAGUUUUAAAGUUUAAAAUAUACUACAUAGGAUUCCUCAAACACCAGAACUGUAAGCCGCGAAUUAAAGAGCAGCAAAAAUUACAAAGGAGGUUUCGCUUAGUAAUCACGUAUGCCACAAUCCUUAUAACCAAGGAUUCUUACUUUUACCAGUUAUAACAUUUUUUACAUAAUUUUUCACAAAAUGUCUUGGCUACAACAGGUUUCAAGAACUUUAUUAAGAAGUGGUCAUCGAAUUAUCCCAGAAUCUUGCAAUUAUAGUUCUGCAGUUCCUGGAGGUUAUAAUUUUACUUUAAAUGAGACACAACUGGAGAUUCAGGAAUUAGCUAGAAAAUUUACAAAAGAAGAAAUUAUUCCUGUUGCUGCCGAGUAUGAUAGAACUGGAAAAUAUCCAUUUGACUUAAUUAAGAAGGCUCAUGCUUUGGGACUUACUAAUUGUCAUAUACCAGAAAAAUUUGGUGGUUUGGGAAUGGGUACAUUUGACGAAUGUUUAAUUGCUGAAGAAAUGGCUUAUGGUUGUACUGGAGUUAAGACAGCAAUUGAAGCUAGUGGAUUAGGUCAAACUCCAGUUAUUGUAGCUGGGAAUGAUGAACAAAAGAAGAAAUAUUUGGGGAGAUUAAUAGAAGAACCUUUAGUUGCUGCAUAUGCCGUUACUGAACCAUCGGCAGGUUCUGAUGUAAAUGGUGUAAAAACACGUGCGGUAAAGAAGGGCGACGAAUGGAUUCUCAAUGGACAAAAAAUGUGGAUUACGAAUGGAGGAGUAGCUAACUGGUAUUUUGUAUUAGCCCGUACAAAUCCAGAUCCUAAAGCUCCAGCUAGUAAGGCUUUUACUGGAUUUAUUGUUGAGAGAGAAUGGGCUGGAGUAACCCCUGGAAGAAAGGAAAUAAAUAUGGGUCAGAGAUGCUCAGAUACUAGGGGAAUUACAUUUGAAGAUGUGCGUAUUCCAAAAGAAAAUGUUCUUCAGAGUGAAGGAGCUGGAUUCAAAAUAGCUAUGGCAACUUUUGACUUAACCAGACCACCAGUUGCAGCUGGAGCAACAGGUCUAGCUCAACGAUGCUUGGAUGAAGCCACCAAAUAUUCGUUGGAAAGAAAAACUUUUGGUGUACCAAUCGCACAUCAUCAAGCAGUAGCUUUUAUGUUGGCCGACAUGGCAAUUGCUGCUGCAACAGCUCGUCUAAGUUGGAUGAAAGCUGCAUGGGAAGUAGAUCAUGGUAUUAGGAAUACCCUCUCUGCUUCUAUUGCCAAAUGCUACGCCUCCGACAUUGCUAAUAAAUGUGCUACUGAUGCAGUACAAAUUUUUGGUGGAAACGGCUUUAAUACCGAAUAUCCUGUAGAAAAAUUAAUGAGGGAUGCUAAAAUUUAUCAAAUAUAUGAAGGAACUUCCCAAAUUCAAAGAAUGAUAAUUUCUAAAGCCAUUAUUGAAAAAGCUAAACAAACAGCUUAGACUGAGUGUAAAUCUCUUUUUAUGAAUAAACCUAAUUUAAGAAAUUUAUAUAUACAAAUGGAAAAAUAUUGUUUUUUAGAAUACCUAGUUAUAAGAUGUACGUUUUGUAGUGCUAUUUAAUUCAAAACAACUAUGAGAUGUUCAUUUUCCAUUCACACACACCCUUUUUUGGAAUUUCUAACAAUAGCAGCUUUUCUGAUAAAAGUAUUCUGAUGGGUAUAAAAUAGUUUUAAGUUCUUCUUCUUCUUCAUUCUCAUAGCUGAUUACCGUUGAAAUACACUCAAUAAAAAUAUUUGUGAGCACAAGCUGAAGUUAUAAGAAAACAAGCUAAUUACAACCACUAGAAAAAAACAGGUAGAUAGGCACAGCAUGUAGAUACGAUAUUUAGCAAGACCAAAGUACUAGGUUUCUUUUCUUCUCAAAGCUAUAAUUCAAUAUUAAUAUAUUAGUCAUUUAGACUAAUUUUACUUAGGUAUAUUAAGCGUCCAAUGAUCUACAUAGGCAGUGUGGAUCAUACAUGGAGUACAACGUAGUAAGCUUCAGCUUUUCCUCAGAAAUAGAUUUCGGAAAAAAGUUGAAGGAUCAUUUUAAGACAGUAUAAGGAGCAUAUUUGUAGAUUAUUAAAUGACCUACAAUUGUCGGAGCUAUAUUAUAAAACUAUUUAUGUAAAAAUAAUAAAAUAGCUAUUUAUAUAACAAGGGAGGAAAGUGCCACUUCUCCUCCCGAGCAUGAAGUUUAGUUCAGUAAUCAUUCAAGGGAGGAAAAGGCACUUAACUCCCAUGUUAUACAUAUGAUUUUUCAGCAUCCAUCAAAUUUUAUUAUAGAACUAAAAUAAACUUACAAACUUA